CAAUUAUUUUCUCCUAUUAUUCCAUUGCACCCAAACACGACCUCUCAAAGUCAAGGCCGAGUCAUCUCAAAUAAAAAUUUCCACGUCGCACAAAGCCCAUCUGUAACCUUCCUAUUGGUCAUAACAGUGUCAGGGAACGUGUUCGAUGUUGAAUGUCGAAGCGAAACCCUCCAUUGAGCUCUCAUCUGCUUCUCUGAUCAGAGCUAAAAGUCUUUGACAAAAAAGAAAAAAGAUCAGAACUAAAAUUCACAGAUCAACAGUAACAGUAGAACCCUAACCGUGGCUCCUUCAGCUCCACAACCCCCUUCUCGAAGGAAGCUCUCUUCGUCAUCGCACUCCUCCUCGCCUCCAAGGGCUACUCCCACGAGAAUCGUUUAUAGAGAACCGAUACCUUUCUGGCAGCAGAAUUGGUUCAUUGGGUUGCUUUUCGCUAUGGCUCUCGCCUUCUUUGGUCUCUCAAUCUUCCUCUUCCUCAAUCUUGAUUUUGAACAGGGCCCCUUUUCCUCCGCCUCCGCCUCUUCCUCCCCCUCUGAAGGCGUCAAGAUCACAUAUGGAACAGUUCUCAAGCUGAUGCAUGAGAGGACAAAAUUUCGGCUUCAUUCCCACGAAGUGCCAUAUGGCUCUGGUAGUGGGCAGCAAUCUGUUACAGGAUUCCCUGGUGUUGAUGAUUCCAAUAGCUAUUGGAUUGUUAGGCCUCAACUAGGCACAGAUGCCAAACAAGGUGAUGCCAUCAAAACUGGGACAAUCAUACGCCUGCAACACAUGAGAACUAGGAAAUGGCUGCAUAGCCAUUUGCAUUUAUCACCAAUAUCAGGCAACAUGGAGGUUAGCUGCUUUGGAGGAGAAAAUGAAUCUGACACUGGGGAUUACUGGAGGGUUCUGAUUGAAGGAAGUGGGAAGAUUUGGAAGCAAGAUCAAAGGAUUCGGCUGCAACAUGUUGACACUGAUGGCUACCUGCACAGUCAUGACAAGAAAUACCAACGGAUAGCUGGAGGGCAGCAAGAGGUUUGCGGUGUCCGCGAAAAGCGUGCUGAUAACAUUUGGCUGGCAGCAGAAGGCACGUACCUCCCUGUUACCCAGAGCUAGUAGAACAUGGUUAUCCUAUUGGGGUUUUAGUCUGCAAAAAAAGGGGUGCAUGGGUUUUGAAUUUUAGUGCUGGCUGGUACCUGUUAUUAGUUUUUGUAGUAGCUGUAGAUGCUCUAUUGAUUGAAGAAAUAUUUAUGAGAGACUCGGAGAUCAGCACUGGUACUUGUUUCCUUUUAUGCAUUGUAUGCAAAUCUCAUUUACCUGAAGAAAUUAACACUUUCAAUUAACAGUGAGCAGCAAUGCAACAUUUACAACUUUAUGCUCAUGCUGAGGUUUUGGCUAAUAAAAUAAGAAUCUUGGCCAUCA
Manihot esculenta (cassava) is the source of this 1392-nucleotide messenger RNA. RefSeq names its product stromal cell-derived factor 2-like protein. The record is from RefSeq and is a predicted model, not a curated record. The transcript is spliced from 6 exons. Lineage: Eukaryota; Viridiplantae; Streptophyta; Magnoliopsida; Malpighiales; Euphorbiaceae. Bases 433 to 1086 code for a protein of 217 amino acids.